AUGGAAUAUCAAAAUAUUAAAUUAUCACCAACACAAGUAUCACAAACAUUAACAAUGACAACAGAACAACAACAAGAAGAUAAAACAAUUAAAAAUUCCGAUGAACCUCAACUAGUUACUAAUAAAGAAGAUGAUACACUUUUUGAAUAUUCAAAAGUUAGUGAAGUUGAAACUGUUUCAAAAGACAAAUUACCAAAUUCAUUAUCACAAAUUUCAGUUAAUACUCAACCAUUGAAUGAUUAUGAUAAAUCACAAGAGGCAACAAAUUCAACAGACAACACACCAACAAGUGAUACAAAAUCCAAAACAAAUGUUCCUCCACCAAAAAAGAUCAUACGAUCAUCCAUUACAGAAACUGAAGAAGUUAAAGAGAAGUCUGUCAAAUCUUACUUUGAUACUGUUUCAUCAGCUGGUUAUCCUACAUCACCACCGGACUUUUCUGAUUAUGUUAAGACACGUGUAACAAAUAAAUACCCAAGUUAUUCAUCUUCUUGCAGUUCAUAUCAAUAUCAUCAUCAUGUAGAAAAUUUACCUAAAAAAUCGGAUGAAAAUAUCAAUGGUCACAGUAAUUUGACAUCACAUAAAGUUUUAUCUACGGUUACUAAAUUAGCACCAGAGAGUAAUGUGCCUCAAACAAAUAAUUAUGAAAGUAUAUCAAGACCACAAAUCAGUGUUCCUAUUAAAAUACGACGUAUACCACAAGAUGUUAGGGUAAUUCACACAUCAAAUACACCUACCCUAAAUAGAUUAGACGAAUUUAAACGGAGCUGUGAACGAGCAACAAGACAAUGGGAACAAGUGAUCAAUAAUAAAAAUGGUAAUAAAUUGACAGAAGAAAUAAUGGUUCGCAGAAUAGCUGAAUUGGAAUCCUGUGUAAAAGAGGCUGAAAAUUUAUUAAAAUUAUUUGUAGCAGAAGUCCGUGAUGUACGUGCAACAGCUGAUUAUUGGUCAAAGAAAACAACAAAUUUAGAAAAAUCUUAUCAUAAUUUACAUGGAAAAGUUAAAGAUUAUCGUUUUAAUGCAAAACAAAGUGAAAAUGAAUAUUUGAAAGCUAUGGAAGAACGUGAUUACUUUUUACAAAGUCUACGAGAAUCAGAAACAAGAGAACAAAACUUAUCAAAUUUACUUCAACGUGUUGAAGAUGAAUAUAAUACAUUAUCAAGAGAUAUAAGAAUUUUAGAACGAGCUCAUGCCAAAAAAGAUCGUCAAUUACAAAAUUUAUUAUUAGAAAAAAAUGAACUUUCUAGAAAAAUUAUACAUUUAGAAUCAACUUUGCAUAAAUUAAAAAAUCGAGCAGAAUACACAUAUCGGCAAAAACACUCAUCUCAUAAAGAUGAACCCAUAAGUCGACUUCAUACCCAACUUGGUGAUGAAUCUGAAUAUGUACUAAGUGACUUCGGUUCAUUAGAUAGAAACCAAAAGAUAUACACAAUGACUGCAUCAAUAGAUGAAAGACAGAACAAAAACACUCUAAUUGGUAUUAAUCAAAAUUUAGAUGAUUCUGAUACGUAUAUACCACAAAAAUCGGAUUCAUUCAAAGUCUGUGGAUCAGUAGAAUUAUUAGAUGGUAAAAAACAAAGCUAUUUGUCCAACAAAAACAUGUCAGACUCUUUAAUAACUACAAAAAUAAGUGAAAAUAAUAUCAAUACACAGGAUCAUAAAGAUUCACUUGAUGAUCAAAAUAUUGAUUUGUCACCAACAACAAUUGGCAAUGAUGAACAGAUUCAUCAUCAAUCAGAACAUUUAAUACAGCAUCGAUCAGUUGAAAAAAGUAUGGAUGAUUUAUCGGAUACUUUAGUAGAUUUAAAUAAUUUAACUAGGCAAGAUGAUAUGGAUAUUGAGAUACAACCAAGAGAUUCAACAAAUAAUUACCAUAGAAAAUGGAGUAUUGCAUCCGAUUAUCAAUAUUCGCCUAAUCAACAUCUUAAGUCAAUAAAAAAGGAUGCUUUAUCAACUGAAGAUGAAUCAUUAAAACAUAGAUCUCAAGUACAAGUUGUUGUUGGGCGAUCACCAUCAACUGAAAAAAAACGAAGAACAGUUCAUACCAGUCAUUCACAUAAAAAGUAUUCAUAUAAGAAAAUUUUUGAUCAGCCUGUAUUGCCAUCUGUAUUCAGUACUAACAGCCUUCGAUUUAAUAGACAUCGUCCAGCAUCAGUCUCUGGUUAUCUUGAUGAAUGCGCACUAAACAGGUCGUACGAUUUAUACCCUGUACCAUCGUCAGCUAGACCAAGUACCAGUUUUGGACAUUUACAUAAUUCUAAACGUUUAAAAUCACUGGAAAGAGAUUAUUAUACAUCUUGUCAAAAUUUAAGUACAAAACCUUACUCCACUGUAAAACUGAAUCGUCAAGCAAAUCGACAACCUCUCAUUAUUCACUCACAUUCAGAUCGUCGUUUAAGAGAUAUGCAACAUGCGAAUUAUUUACGUCAUGGCAAUCGCAUGGAUAACGAAUAUGAACGAAUUUACUUUCCCCAGUCAUAUUCAUCACAUCAUUUAAAAAUUCCAGAAAAGACAUGUUUGGAAAGUAGUUUAGAUCAUAUCAAUCUUGAAGUGGAUCGUUUACGAGAUUGUAUUAAAUUAUUAAAUCCAUAA
This is a messenger RNA of Schistosoma guineensis, 2592 nucleotides long. Lineage: Eukaryota; Metazoa; Platyhelminthes; Trematoda; Strigeidida; Schistosomatidae. The record is from the annotation of a GenBank genome assembly.